AUGCAAGGGUUUCGCUACCGCCCAGAACUUCUGGAAGGGCUUCGCGAAGACCUCCUUGUAGAGCUCAAGAAAUAUGAAGAUUGGUUCUGGCUCGAUCCGCCCAAGUUGAAGGCGAUCUCAGAUCACUUUUCUCAGGAACUGGAGAAAGGUCUUAGCAUUGAGGGUGGUUCUAUUCCUAUGAACGUCACAUGGAUCAUGAGAUACCCAACAGGCCAGGAGAAAGGACGCAUUCUCACAGUUGACCUGGGAGGAACCAACAUCCGUGUAUGUGAUGUCUGUCUUUCCGCGGGGAAGAGAGACUUCGAGCAACGUCAGCGGAAAUACAAGCUUCCGGAGGAAGUCAAGACAACUACAAAAGAAGCCCUGUGGGGUUUUAUUGCGGACCGAAUCAAAACUUUCCUCAGUGAAAGUCACAGUGAUCCCAGUCCUUCAAGCCCAGUACCGAUGGCGUUCACAUUCUCAUUCCCAGUGGAGCAAAUGUCUAUCCGCAGUGGCAUUCUGCAGCACUGGACCAAAAACUUCAAUGUUUCCGGAGUAGAAGGGCACGAUGUAGUACCUCAGCUGGAAGAGGAACUUGCAAAGAGGGACGUCCCAGUGAAACUGGUCGCCCUCGUCAACGACACAGCGGGGACCCUUGUUGCAUCACGUUACCGGGAUCCGCAGGUAAAGAUUGGUAGCAUUUUCAGUACUGGCUGCAAUGCAGCGUACAUGGAAGAAUGCCGGUUGAUCCCCAAGCUGCGUGAUUCAGGACUGCCCGAAGAUGCAACUGUAAUCAUCAACACCGAGUACGGCUCCUUUGACAACGAGCGUAAGGUGUUGCCCUUGACUCCUUUUGACCGCCAGAUCGACGAGGAGUCUGCUCAUCCAGGCAGGCAGAUCUACGAGAAGAUGGUGGCAGGGUUGUACAUAGGAGAGAUGCUGCGUCUGGUAAUGCUGACAAUGCACGAGGGAGGCAUACUCUUCAAGGGCCAAGAUGUCUCGCGUCUUCGGAUCGCGAACUCAUUGGAGACAUCGUUUCUGUCUACUGUCGAGAUGGACAUGUCGGAAAGUCUGACCGACAUGAAAGAUGAGUUCAAGGAGAGCCUCAAUCUGGAACUCUCGCUGGAGGAACUGAAGGCGUGUCGUCAUCUUAUCGGCCUGCUCGCGAUGCGUGCAGCGCGUCUCUACGCGUGUGGAAUUGCAGCCAUCUGCAAGAAGAAAAGCAUCCGUCAGUGCCACGUUGGCGUUGAUGGCUCGGUGUUCAGUAAAUAUAGUAUGUUGAAGAACCGCGCAAUCCAGGGUCUUCGUGAUAUUUUUGAUUGGGAGGGAAACAGAUUGGACAUGAUUGCUCUGAACUCGGCCGAGGAUGGAUCUGGAGUAGGAGCAGCUUUGGUCGCGAGUUUGACUCUUGACCCGAGUGAAUUAGAAGACUGUAACAUGGAGGAAUAUAUGUAA
Molecule: messenger RNA, 1434 nt
Organism: Penicillium samsonianum
Lineage: Eukaryota; Fungi; Ascomycota; Eurotiomycetes; Eurotiales; Aspergillaceae
Gene: hxkB
Product: putative hexokinase
Exons: 3
Coding region: 1-1434 (477 amino acids)
Biological process (GO): glycolytic process; intracellular glucose homeostasis; glucose 6-phosphate metabolic process
Cellular component (GO): cytosol; mitochondrion
Molecular function (GO): glucokinase activity; mannokinase activity; fructokinase activity
Source: RefSeq, a predicted model, not a curated record